AUGAGUCUGAUCGGCUUGUUGCCAGCUGAAGGACCUCGACGAUCUCUCGUGACUUCGACAUCUUCUCCGCAGCGUCCUGUCUAUGUUGCCAGCCAUGGCGUGGUGCCCGUCACGAGGAACGCCGGUGCGAAAAUCGCCGACAUGGGGAAGCAGGCCAUUGAUGAUGCACUGAAAGCAUCUGUAUUGAACAAAGAAUCAAUCACAGCCAUGUAUGUUGGUAACAUGCUCUCAGGAAUUCUUUCGAAUCAGCAGCAUGUUAGUCCUUUGAUAGCAACUGCUGCCGGCCUCAACGGCAUCGAAACUUCAACGAUCGAAGCGUGCUGUGGAUCAGGAGGAGCAGCUUUACGCUGGGGUUACAUGGCAAUAGCCUCGGGAAUGCAUGAAAACGUGCUCGUGCUCGGCGUAGAGCAGAUGACUCACUGCGACCGUGACUCUGUCACAAAGGGACUGGCCACUGCGUCACACUGGGAGAAGGAAGGUGCUGUAGGAGAGACUUUCGUGUCCCUCAAUGGCAAGUUGAUGUCAAUGUACAUGAAGAAGUAUGGCAUCGGCAGGGAGAGGUUUGCUCCUUUUUCGCUGAAUGCACACAAGAACGCUCUGACCAGUUCUCACUCCACCCUCAAGAAGAACGUUUCCGUCGAAGACUACACCAAGUCCAACGUCGUCAAGGAACCGGUGACCAUCAUGGAUGCUUCGCCGACAUGCGAUGGAGCUGCAGCAGUUCUGCUAACGUCAAACAAGGAGAUCGCAAAGGACAAGGCGGGACGAGUUGUUCGACUUGCUGGCAGUGGCGCCUCGUCCGAUAUCCUCGCGGUGGAUGAUCGUCCAGACCCUCUUGCGCUCGUGGCGGUGGAGAAGUCACUCGAGGAGGCGCUUCGUAGGAGUGGUCUGGAUAGAAACUCAGUCGACAUCUUCGAGCUCCACGAUGCCUACACCAUCAUGGCCUGCCUUUGUCUGGAAAGCGCAGGUUUCGCCUCUCCAGGGGAGGGUACAUUUUUUGCGGCGGAUGGACACAUUGGCUUGAAGGGCGUGCUUCCCAUCUCAACGUUCGGUGGAUUGAAGGCGAGAGGACAUCCCGUGGGGGCUACGGGAGUCUACCAGGCGGCCGAGAUGAAUAUGCAGCUCAGGGAAGUGGCGGGCGAAAACCAAGUGAAGGGAGCACGAGUUGCGGUCACUCAGAACAUCGGAGGGGCUGGAGCGUCUGUUUACACCCAUGUAUUUAUUCAAGAAUAA
Molecule: messenger RNA, 1233 nt
Organism: Guillardia theta CCMP2712
Lineage: Eukaryota; Cryptophyceae; Pyrenomonadales; Geminigeraceae
Exons: 1
Coding region: 1-1233 (410 amino acids)
Molecular function (GO): acyltransferase activity, transferring groups other than amino-acyl groups
Source: RefSeq, a predicted model, not a curated record